AUGGCAAACAAGUCGAGUUCAAGCGCUCAAAAAUCAGAGGAUGCUAGGUUCGCUGGUGUUCACAGCGACCCAAAAUUCAGAGAGACCAAAGCAAGAAAGUUCAAGAUCAAGCUAGAUGAUAGAUUCAGCGAACAAGAUUUGGAAUACAAGAAGAAAGCCAAGGUUGACAAGUAUGGCCGGCGUCUGAAAGGCCAGGACAAUAAGGAGAAAAAGGAUUUCGAAAAAUACUACGAAAAAGAGGAGGCCCCAAAGAAGUUAGAAGAGGACAAGAGCGAAGAAGAUAGUGAUAACGACAGCGAAGAAGACGAAAAAACCGUAAAAGCUGCAAGCAAGAAAACCAGUCUGGAUAGAGCUCGUGGUGAAGUUCCCAGCGAUUAUGCUUCUUCUUCGGAUGAAGAGUCAUCUUCAGAAUCAGAAUCGGACUCUAGCAACAGCGAUCUCGAAAGUGAGGAAUCCGAAGUGGAGAUCGAAGGCAGCAAACCAGAAUCGGGAGAAAGUAGCAAGACAUUGGCGGUGGUUAAUCUGGACUGGGACCAUGUCAAAUCCGAUGACUUGAUGAUCACAUUUUCCAGUUUCGUUCCCAAGGGUGGCAGAAUAGUCAAGAUUUCCAUUUACCCAAGCGAGUUUGGAAAAGAGCGGUUGAACCGUGAGCAAAUCGAGGGACCUCCAAGGGAGAUCUUCGCAAGCAAGAAGAAAAGUAAGAGAAGCAAAGACGACGAAAGCGAUUCAGAUGUGGACGUAAAAGACCUGUACGAAGAAGGUGACGCUGAUGAUUACGAUGUCAAGUCGUUGCGUCGUUACCAACUUGAAAGGCUCAGAUACUACUAUGCAGUGGUAAAUUGUACAAAUGUGGAAACAGCAGAGUCUAUCUACAAAAACUGCGACGGCACAGAGUUCGAAUCCACCGCCAACAUGUUCGAUCUUAGAUACGUUCCAGACGGAAUGGACUUUGACGAUGAACCAAGAGAUGAAUGCUCUGAGCUGCCCAAAAACUACAGGCCUGCACAAUUUAGUACCGACGCGCUGCAGCAUUCGAAAGUUAAGCUCACAUGGGAUGAAACGCCUGCGGACCGUGUUUCGAUGGCCAAAAGAGCAUUCAGUCAAAAGGAACUUGACGAGAUGGAUUUCAAGGCAUAUUUGGCAUCUGACAGUGAGGAAUCCGAACCAGAAGACACUGGAAAUCUCAAAGAUAAGCUCAAAGCUUUGGCCAACCAAUCAGCACAGGUUGGUGACCGUUCUCUUUUCGAUAAAAAAUCGGAUGAAGAACAAAGCGACGUUGAUAUGCAAAUAACGUUUGCUCCCGGGUUGGCAGAAACGGAUGAUUCAAAGGAGGGAGCAGACGGAAACACAGACGAAACUACAAUAGAGAAAGUAAGGCGUAAGGAAAAGGAGCGCCGUAAGAUGCGUAAGGACCGUAUCAAGGAAUUAAAGAAGCAAUCGUCUGAUGAGAAACAAAAAUCGAAGGAGUCAAGGACAUCAAAGAAAUACAAUUCUAACGAAAACACCGAUUCCAAGUCAGCUGCCGAACUAGAAUUGCUGAUGAUGGAAGACGAUAAUGAAGGAAGUGGUUCGGGCAUCAAUAAAAAGGCACAUUUCAACAUGAACGAAAUUAUGAGAUCGGAGAAGGAGAAGUCUAAGAAAUCUAAGUUUCAGGAUAAACGCAAGAUCACCGACGACCAGUUCAAACCUGACCUCAACGAUCCACGUUUCAGCGAGAUGUUCGAGGAUCGGGAUUUUGCGAUCGAUCCAUCUCAACCUGAGUUCAAGCAAACGCCAGCAAUGAAACAAAUUUUGCAAGAGAGAAACAAACGCUCACACAAAGGUAAAGCUAAGAAAAGAAGCGGCGCACAAUUCGAUGCAACUGCUCAAAAUAAUUCUGACGUUGCAGGCCUCGUUAGCAAGAUGAAACGGUCAGCUAAAAAGAGCAAAAAAUCGUCAAACUAG
This is a messenger RNA of Lachancea lanzarotensis, 1944 nucleotides long. RefSeq names its product LALA0S01e16094g1_1 (gene ESF1). The record is from RefSeq and is a predicted model, not a curated record. Gene Ontology annotation, cellular component: nucleus. Gene Ontology annotation, molecular function: RNA binding. Bases 1 to 1944 code for a protein of 647 amino acids. The transcript has a single exon. NCBI's taxonomy places the organism in Eukaryota, Fungi, Ascomycota, Saccharomycetes, Saccharomycetales, Saccharomycetaceae. Gene Ontology annotation, biological process: rRNA processing.